Arvicola amphibius (Eurasian water vole) is the source of this 957-nucleotide messenger RNA. RefSeq names its product solute carrier family 25 member 18 (gene Slc25a18). The record is from RefSeq and is a predicted model, not a curated record. NCBI's taxonomy places the organism in Eukaryota, Metazoa, Chordata, Mammalia, Rodentia, Cricetidae. Gene Ontology annotation, biological process: L-glutamate transmembrane transport; malate-aspartate shuttle; aspartate transmembrane transport. Gene Ontology annotation, molecular function: L-aspartate transmembrane transporter activity; L-glutamate transmembrane transporter activity. Bases 10 to 957 code for a protein of 315 amino acids. The transcript is spliced from 9 exons.
GCCGGCGGGAUGUCCAGCCAGGACCUGAGCAUCACUGCAAAACUCAUCAAUGGAGGUGUGGCAGGACUCGUGGGAGUGACCUGCGUGUUUCCCAUUGACCUUGCCAAGACCCGACUGCAGAACCAGCAGGGGAAAGAUGUGUAUAAAGGAAUGACAGAUUGCCUGAUGAAGACCGCACGUGCUGAGGGCUUCUUGGGCAUGUACCGAGGGGCUGCAGUAAACCUCACCCUGGUUACUCCAGAGAAGGCAAUCAAGCUGGCAGCCAAUGACUUCUUGCGGCAGCUGCUCAUGCAAGAUGGGACGCAGCAGAACCUGAAGAUGGAGAUGCUGGCCGGGUGUGGGGCUGGAAUAUGCCAGGUGGUGGUUACCUGUCCCAUGGAAAUGCUCAAGAUUCAGCUUCAGGAUGCUGGCCGCUUAGCUGUCGGUCAUCAGGGCUCCACCUCAGCCGCGUCCACCUCCCGACCCUACAGCACUGGCCCGGCUUCCACCCACGAGCGCCCAUCCGCUACCCUCAUUGCCCGAGAGCUGCUCCGCACUCAGGGCCUCUCUGGGCUCUACAGGGGCCUGGGUGCCACUCUUCUCAGAGACAUUCCCUUCUCUAUCAUCUAUUUCCCCUUGUUUGCGAACCUGAACCAGCUUGGGGUCAGCGAGCUCACCGGCAAGGCCCCCUUCACACACUCCUUCCUGGCAGGCUGCGCAGCGGGUUCUGUGGCCGCGGUGGCUGUCACCCCUCUGGACGUUCUGAAGACUCGAAUCCAGACCCUCAAGAAAGGCCUGGGUGAGGACACCUACAGUGGGGUCACUGACUGUGCCAGGAAACUCUGGACACAGGAGGGAGCAGCUGCCUUCAUGAAGGGAGCCGGCUGCCGGGCCUUAGUCAUAGCCCCUCUCUUCGGGAUCGCCCAGGGCAUCUACUUCAUUGGCAUCGGAGAACGUAUCUUAAAGUGCUUUGAGUAG